Lucilia cuprina (Australian sheep blowfly) is the source of this 5390-nucleotide messenger RNA. RefSeq names its product dopamine receptor 2 (gene Dop1R2). The record is from RefSeq and is a predicted model, not a curated record. Lineage: Eukaryota; Metazoa; Arthropoda; Insecta; Diptera; Calliphoridae. Gene Ontology annotation, biological process: adenylate cyclase-activating adrenergic receptor signaling pathway. Gene Ontology annotation, cellular component: membrane. The coding region runs from base 551 to 3154 and encodes 867 amino acids. Gene Ontology annotation, molecular function: adrenergic receptor activity. The transcript has 5 exons.
UGCAAAUUUCGAUUUAGACUCUGGCCAAAAUUAAAUUAAAUAAAAAGGAGUACGUACAAAAUUCUUCAUCUUUUUCCUUUUGUUUCGUUUCAAUUUGGCAACUGUAAACAGGAGUUUUGUGUGCAACAUUUCAUAUUGUUGAAAUAAAAAAUAUGUUUUGAAAAAUAAAACCGGUGCUAAUGCUCCCCAAACGGAUGACAUGUGAAUGGAAAUCAUCUACAUAAAAAAGAUUUCAUCAUCUUGAAAAGCCACUAAUAAAAUAAAAUUAAACGUAGAAUUGGGAAUUAAUCUAAUACAUUUAACGAAGCAAACCACUCACCAUCAACAGCAUCACAAGAAGAAAUUGAAGAAAAAUGAUUUCGAUAAAAGUUCAUUGUAACAUAAUAUUUGGUUUUAUGGUCAUAUGCGUCAAUAUUGGCUGCCAUUGGGGCUGCUAAUGCUGGGGCAGAUGUUUUGUUGUUACUUCCAAUUGAAAUAAAAAAAUACAACAAUAAGCCACGUUUAGAACAGCAACAACAACGACGAUUUCCAGCUAAAAGAUAAAUGCUAAAUGAUAAUGAAUAAUGCAAUCGGCCGCAUUGGAAACGUUACAUCAUCCAACUUUAUCAAUACUAAUAGAUCUGUGCCAUAUUGGGAAUAUGCCGCCUUGCUACAACCACUGGCCGCGAACAUACCGAGAGCACAUAAUAUGGCUGCGCAACAGGCACAGAAAGAACAACAUCCGCCAGAGCUGUUGCUGCAGCAAUCAAACUUACCCGCCUUCUCAAGAAACGACAAUCACAGCCCUGCAUCAGCGCCGUCUACGGCAGAGACCACUCAAACACCUGCGUCACAAUUCUAUUCGAGUUUCAAUAUCUCAGAUGAUCUCUUUUACUACUUCAAUGGGUUCCUGGAGCGUGGAAACGCUCCGGAAGUCUCAACCUCGCCGACACCUGUUGAAACUAUUACCACACCCGCGGAAACCUUCAACGUCACGAGCAUACCUCAAGAGCCGGACUUUAGCGAGUUCCUCAGUGCAUUGCCCAAUGAUCGUGUUAGCCUGCUGUCCUUCCUAUUUCUCUUUUCUUUUGCCACUGUGUUCGGUAACUCACUGGUCAUCUUGGCCGUCAUAAGGGAGCGUUAUCUCCAUACAGCCACAAAUUAUUUUAUUACAAGUCUGGCGGUGGCUGAUUGUCUGGUUGGCUUGGUUGUGAUGCCUUUUUCCGCCCUUUACGAGGUGCUGGAGAAUACUUGGUUCUUUGGGACGGAUUGGUGUGAUAUUUGGCGCUCAUUGGAUGUUCUCUUCAGUACGGCUUCCAUACUCAAUCUUUGUGUAAUAUCGCUGGAUCGAUAUUGGGCUAUAACAGAUCCCUUCUCAUAUCCUAUGCGCAUGACUGUAAAAAGAGCUGCCGCUCUUAUAUGCGCAGUAUGGGUGUGUUCGAGUGCCAUAAGUUUUCCUGCGAUAGUGUGGUGGCGUGCAGCCCGUGAUGGCGAGAUGCCUGCCUACAAGUGUACCUUUACGGAGCACUUGGGAUAUCUGGUCUUUUCCUCUACAAUAUCCUUUUAUCUGCCGUUACUCGUGAUGGUAUUUACGUAUUGUCGUAUUUAUAGGGCGGCCGUAAUACAAACUCGUUCACUGAAGAUCGGUACCAAACAGGUACUCAUGGCCUCCGGUGAACUACAGUUAACGUUACGUAUCCAUCGUGGCGGUACCACACGAGAACCCUCGACCAGCUCUCACCAUCAGGCGCUGCACGGUUCGCUGGGUGGGGCGCCGAGUGGCGGAUCGCAACAUCACCCCCACUCACAUCACCAUCACCGCACUUCGCACCACAAUCACAGUGCCGCGGGGACAACCACCUCAACGCCGGAGGAACCGGACGACGAACCUCUAUCGGCAUUACAGAACAAUGGUUUGGCACGGCAUCGUCACAUGGGCGGCAAGAAUUUCUCAUGGUCUCGCAAACUGGCAAAAUUCGCCAAAGAAAAGAAAGCUGCCAAAACUUUGGGCAUUGUCAUGGGUGUGUUUAUUGUUUGUUGGCUGCCAUUUUUCGUUGUAAAUUUGCUGUCAGGCUUUUGUAUGGAGUGCAUAGAACACGAAGAAAUUGUUUCAGCGGUUGUUACUUGGUUGGGCUGGAUUAAUUCCGGCAUGAAUCCUGUAAUUUAUGCAUGCUGGAGCAGAGAUUUCCGAAGAGCUUUUGUGCGUAUAUUGUGUGUAUGUUGUCCACGUAAAAUACGGCGAAAAUAUCAACCAACGAUGCGUUCAAAAUCUCAGCUUAGCAGUUGCAGCUCCUGCAGUGGGAGUAGCAACUGCGGUAGAAAUAGUGUGGUACACCAUCACCACCACCAUCACCCGCAUCAUCAUCAAGAACAACUGCAGCAACAACAGCAGCAGCAAUUUCAACGCGAACGUUCCUGUACACGAUGUCAAAGUUUCCAUCGACACCACCACCGGCAAAGGAGAAGAUCCUCGGGUGUUCAUUACACUGCAGCCACCAAUGUGAUGUCGAAUACCACCAAGGCCAUAGUGACGGUAACACCACCCAUUACUGCCGGUGGUGCAUCACGUUUAUCUACGGCAACCACAACAUCCGUAUCGCCAACAUCUUUAACCAGUCUAUCAUUGGCAUCUCCCUGCAAUUUAAACAAUUCCGGUCACUUGAGCGGUGGUGCAACAACACCACUGCAUCCUGGUGUCAGUAAACAUUGCACAUUUGCCUUGACCCCUAUCACGAUAGCACCACCGCCAAACAAGGUGUCUUUCCUAUCAACCGCAAAAUUCCAUACGAAUUCUAUCAAUUCAAGUAGUGCAACAAUUGCAACCACUCCAACACUACCACAACCACCACCCAACACUCUUGCUGCCGCCGCAGCAGCAAUUUCUUCAAUUAUUACGCCUUCAACACCGCCGACACCUGCAAUUGUUGAUGAAGAUGAAACUGCCAUGGUCGAUUUAAUGAAUUCGCACAUUCAUCCGAAAUUGGAAAUGCGACCAAGUGUUACAAGUCAAAUUACCACAGUGGAAGAUGUUGAUGAAAUUUGUAAACUUCCGCUGGACGAUGAAUGCGUCGAUGCUGUCAUUCAUCAUCAACAUCGCUAUUCCAGUCCAUCGUCCAAUUCCUCGUUAUCGUUAUCUUCGUCCGCUGUUAUGACACGUGAUAACAUUGUUCCUUAAGGUUAGUUAAUUAAACGUUUAAUGAUUUUCGUUUUUUUUAUAAGUUUCUUCCAAAACUAAGUAGUCUUCCAAAGAACAUAAUUAAAUGAAAAUAAAUUAUUAGCGAAUAUUACUUGUUUUUUUAUAAUCUCAAAUAAUUUCAAACUUUUUAGUUUUAAGUAUAUAUUUAUUAAAUCUUUCUGUGAUAAACAAUGAUCUCGUUACAAAUGUCCUAUUUUUUAAAACUCUUUUGUGGAGUGCAUUACAUUACAAAUUAUCUCAUUCUUUACUGAAUAAGUUUACAUUCAUAACGAGUUUGUUUUUGAUUAAUCUAUGUAAAAACACAAGCUUUUUAUUUAUCAAAUCCCAUGAUUAUGAUAACUUUUUCUCAAUCGCUAGUGAUAAUUCGACCUUAGGUCAUUGGUUAUUUACAUUCUCUUAAGUACUUCAUAUUUAAAAUGGAAAACAAUCCCGAAUUAUCACAUUCAUGAUCGAAUAAGCUUUUUUUGUAUCGGAGAGAAUUUUCGUUAUCGUAAUAAAGUCUGUUAUUGAUUCUUUUACUCCCGCGUUCCUUCUCACAUAUAAUUUACUUUUGUUCAUUUAUUUACUAAAGUUUAGUCAGCCUGAACAAAUAAUUGUUAUACACGUGUGGUAGCGGAAUUUAAUUAUCACAGCAACAAUAGAAAAAGCAAAGAAAAAAGUGUGUACUAUUGUUAUAAUUUAUUGGAUUUAAUUAUGUAGGUUUGUUUUUUUUAUUAUAUAAUUAGUUAUAUUUAUAUUGUUAAAUCUUGUACCUGCUAUUUAUCACAACAACAACAACAAAAAAACAAUUAAAACAGAAAAUAAAACAUAAUCACUCUUUAAUGUGAAUUAAUACAUAUUAAUCAUUAAAAUACAUAAAAUAUAGAAAAAUAAAACUACCAACAAUCAAAUACACAUUAUUAACUCUUACAAAAAAAGUUCAAAUUUAAACAGAUUGUAAAAUGUUCCUUUAAUUAUUUUUUUUAUAUUUAAAUGAAGUAACUAAAUAAUAAAUACUCUAUAAAUAAAUGUAUAUUUUAAAUCAGAAACAUACACACAGCUAAACGUCAUAUACAUAUGUGUAAAUUCAUAUGUAUGUAUGUACAUAUGUAUUUGUAUUAAAUAACUAUCAUAAGUAACAGUAUAAGUAGAUUGUAAUAAAUAGAGACGUAUAUGUAUGUGUAAUUCGCAUUAUAUUAUGAUAAAUUUUGUAUUAUAUAAUUUACAUACAUUUACACAAUCGUUUAUUCUCUCAUCUCUUCACAUGAAUUAUUCCGUAUCCAUUGGUUGUGUGUUGGUGUUAGUGCACGAGUGUGGAGAAAAGUUUAACUUUGGAUCCAUAAUGAUGUCAAAAGUUACCCAUAAGGUUAAAAAUAGAGUGCAUAUAUUCAAAAUAAACACAAAAAUAUUUGUCAAAACGGGCUAUCUAAAAAGUCCUUUCGAACUACUACUACUAAAUCAAUUGGCUGGUCUAUUGACUUGUUAAUUUAUUACUGAAUAGACCAAUAAACAAACAGAUAGACAAACAAACUGGUCAGUAGAGAGGUCAAUUUUUCCUUCUUAAAAAUCAAUUCAAAAAGUGGUUUAUCAAAUUCGUAUGCAAGAUAUGAUUUUAAAUGGAUUUUUCAACAUGCCCUCGUAUACAAUAAUUUGAUUACAAACAUACAUAUAUCAUUAUAUUGCAUUAUAGUAAAUGUUACAUAAUAACACAUGCACACACUCAAACAUAUUUUAUAUUAAUAAUUUAUAUCUAAAUAUAAGUCCUAGUCAUACAUACAAACAAAAAAAAAAUUAUAAUACAUGAAUGUCUGUAUGUGAAUGAAAGUGAAUGAAUGAGUGAGUGGCUGAGGAUGAGUGAGAUUUAGAAUAUAUACAUAUAUAUGUAGGUAAGUAUGUAUAUUCGUAACGUACAAAUGUAAGUGUAAUAAAAAAAUACAAAAACACAUACAUACAUUCAGAAAUUAUAUAAAAAAAUAUAAUUUGUAUUAUACUAAAAUAGCUAAAUAAAUUAUAUUUAUAGUUUUCAUACACAUACAUAUGAACAAAAGGAAGAAAAACAAUAUUUCAUGCCUUCAAUUUUUAUUUCGUUACACAUUUAUUUGAUUAGUUACAAACAAACAGAAAUACAUAUGUUUAUUCUAAGUCAGUGUAUGUAUGUAUAAAUGUGCAAUAAUAAUUAUAAUAAUAAUUUAAUUAAUAAUAAUACAAUUAUCUAACAUUAAUAUUUUAGUAUACG